Messenger RNA from Kwoniella botswanensis, 1125 nucleotides. RefSeq lists its product as uncharacterized. The transcript is spliced from 5 exons. The record is from RefSeq and is a predicted model, not a curated record. The coding region runs from base 1 to 1125 and encodes 374 amino acids. Gene Ontology annotation, molecular function: aspartate kinase activity; NADP binding; homoserine dehydrogenase activity. Gene Ontology annotation, biological process: aspartate family amino acid biosynthetic process; L-homoserine biosynthetic process. NCBI's taxonomy places the organism in Eukaryota, Fungi, Basidiomycota, Tremellomycetes, Tremellales, Cryptococcaceae.
AUGUCCGCAUUUGCUCCUCGACCCGUCCCCGUAGCUCUAAUCGGUCUCGGCGGAGUAGGAAAAGCCAUUCUCUCUCAGUUGCUCUCUCCACCGCUCAACAGUCGGUUCAACCUCAUCCUCAUCGCCAACUCCCGACAAUCCAUCUCUCUCCCUCUUCCAGGCGGUCAAAUCACUCCUACCAACUAUCUCCCAAUUUUAGAACAACACGGUAUACCAUUAGAUAUCCAAUCGAUCUUGUCUCUCCUAUCUCCUAGUGAGACCUCCGGAGCAGGAAUCUUUAUCGAUUCCACCGGAUCAGAUUUGAUACCUUCCAUCUACCCUCAGAUACUCGGUAUGGGAAUUAACAUCGUUACUCCCAACAAGAAAGGUACCUCUUCAGCAUUAUCGUUAUAUAACGAUAUCAAAUCUAGGACUUACCCCAAUACUCCUACUUUGUAUUACGGUGAAUCGACUGUGGGAGCUGGUCUACCCAUCUUGUCCUCUCUGAAGGAUCUCGUAGAGACUGGAGAUGAGAUUUACAGGAUUGAAGGGGUCUUUUCGGGAACGCUCAGUUAUAUCUUCAAUGAGUUCUCCAAGGUCGAAGGUGGGGAUGUGAAAUUCUCAGAGGUUGUAAAGGUAGCAAAGAAUAAGGGAUAUACCGAACCCGACCCCCGAGAUGACCUCUCCGGAACAGACGUCGCCCGUAAACUCACAAUCCUCUCUCGACUGAUUCCCACUUCACCAGCACUCCCAGAAGGCUACGCAUCUGUACCUACCGAAUCUCUUGUUCCUCAAGUUUUGUCCAACGCUUCUACCAAGGAAGAGUACCUCGAGAGAUUAGCCGAAGGUGAUGAGUACUUCGAUAAAGUCCGAGAGGAAGCUAGGAAAGAAGGUAAAGUGGUUAGAUAUGUUGGAGUCAUCGAUCUGAAAGAAGGUAAAGUCGAAUGCAAACUUGGAAAAUACCCCACAGAUCACGCUUUCGCUACUGCCCUUAAAGGCUCAGAUAAUAUCAUCUCAUUCACUACUAAGAGAUACUCUCCCCGACCACUUAUCAUCCAAGGUGCAGGUGCAGGUGCCGAUGUGACAGCUAUGGGAGUGACGUCCGAUUUGCUUAAAAUCCACGAGAGACUCACCACCAGAUUCUAG